This is a messenger RNA of Kwoniella mangroviensis CBS 8507, 2814 nucleotides long. RefSeq lists its product as uncharacterized. The transcript has 8 exons. Gene Ontology annotation, molecular function: protein binding; histone H3 acetyltransferase activity. NCBI's taxonomy places the organism in Eukaryota, Fungi, Basidiomycota, Tremellomycetes, Tremellales, Cryptococcaceae. Gene Ontology annotation, cellular component: histone acetyltransferase complex. Gene Ontology annotation, biological process: chromatin remodeling; positive regulation of transcription by RNA polymerase II. The record is from RefSeq and is a predicted model, not a curated record. Bases 1 to 2814 code for a protein of 937 amino acids.
AUGCCUGCAAGACGUAAGCCUUCUGCGAGAGCUAAAGGUCGAAAUACGGCAACGUCCACUCCUGCAGUAUCUAGUCGAGCUACCUCCCGAGACUCAAGCUCCCUCUCGCCCGCGAAGUCACCGGGGAUUGAAGUAGCUGCGGAUGAAGAUAUUGAUCUUGAAGGUGGAGACGAACAAGAGAUGGAUGACGCACAGUUCGAGAACGGAGACGAUGAAGAAGAGCAGGACGAAACUCAGAUAGAAAAUGAUGAUGGCGAGGAGGAGGAUCAAGAUGACGAAGAAGAGGAAGAUGAAGAGGAUGGCAGCGAUGAGGACGAGGAGGACGAGGAGGAGGACGAAGACGAAGAAGAGCAAGGAAGCGACGACAACGAAGAGGAUGAAGAGGAAGAGGAUGAAGAGGAAGAAGAUGAAGAGGAAGAAGAUGAAGAGGACGAGAAUGUGACAGAAGAGAAGGAUGGAGCCGAGUCUGAUUCGGAUGAUACUGAGUCGGACGAAGAGAAUGGUAAUAAAGGAAAAGCAAAAUCGAAAUCGAAACCUAAAACCGGCAGUGCAUUUGAUAACGAGGACGAUCUUGUGCAAGAAGAGGAUGCUGCAUUUACCAAAGAUGAUACAUCUUGUCCGCCCUCCUUGAAAUUCUAUUACCCUCUUCCCGUUGAAAGACUUUCCGAUCAACCUGAACCUCACAGAUCGUUCAAAGUUGCUCGAUUCCUCAAAUGUCAAGCUCCCGAUUGCGACUGUGAAGGAUUACAGCCACCUCCAGAUCAUGUCCUUGAGAUUGGAGACUCACCGACCAAUGAAAAUCAAAAUAGUAAAGAAGCCAAAUCGCACAGGAAGCAAAAGAAAGGAGAAUCAGACGAUGAGGACGAAGAUGGAGAUAUCAGUAUGUCAGAUGAUACGGAAGAGAGGCGGAGACAGAUGUGGAUCAACGAGAAAGGAUGGUGGAAGAUGUGUGGGAGAUGUAAACAUGGGUGGGAUGGGGAAGGCCAUGUAUGGCCUAAAGAUUUGAGUACGUCGGAGAAGAGAAGAAGGACAAACGUAGUGGGAAGAAUUGAGGAGAUUCUGAAGGACGAGAAACUUCUUCUUACAUUCCCUACUCCUAAGAUAGAACAGACAGAAGGCUUGUUCAAACAGCUAGACCAUUUCCAUCGACCCUCUGGUAAACGACCUACUGUACCUGGCUUGCCUGAACCAUCAAAUAUCACUUCGCCUCAAGGUUCCGGAUCUGGUGAAACACCUCGAGAGAGGGAAACCAGUGAGCUAGAUCUACAUGGAGAAGACGGUAACGAACAGAGACCAAGGAAGAGACGGAGGAGCGGAUCUUCUCAGAGUCAAGAUGAGAUUGAUAUCGAUGACGAGGCGAAUAAACCUCAUAAACAUGGAAAGAAGAAACCCGGUAAAACCGCUGGGAAAGGUAGAGAACCCCGUACGGUCGUCAGAGGUACCCAUGGAAUAGUAUCUAUGGAAACUGAUGCGGACGGAAAUCAACAUGUCGCUGGGAAACCAGAUCAGGAAAAGAACGAAGAUGGAGAGGAAGAGGACGACGAAGAGGAUGUCCCACUUGCCAAAAGGCCGGAGCUGGACGAACAGGAAAGAAAGCGAAGGACAGAAAUCAAGGAAAAGGAAAAGGAGAAAGAAGAGGAAUUGAUGAGAAGGCUGACGAAAGGUGCGAAUGCGGAUCAUGGUCGAGAUGGCAUAGGAGAAGCUCAAGGGAUAGAUGUGGAGAUAUGGGAAGGUGUCGAAUUGCCCAAAUUGCCACUUCGUCCAGCUGCUAUAGAACAACAGAAUGAAGAGAUACGAUUACCAGUCGUGUCAUCAAGAAAUCCCACACCUGUAGCAACUAUCCUGUUGAUCGGGCUGAAAAACCUAUUUCAACGUCAGUUACCAAAAAUGCCUAGAGAGUAUAUUACAAGAUUGGUUCUGGAUAAAAAUCACAUCAGUAUGGCCAUUGUCAAGAGAGGGUGGAAAGUCGUUGGUGGAAUUUGUUAUAGACCUUUCGAAAGUAGGGGAUUUGCGGAGAUUGUGUUCUGUGCUGUUGACAGUUCUGAGCAGAUCAAGGGUUAUGGUUCUCAUCUCAUGAACUCGCUCAAAGAUCAUGUACGCGCAGCUCACCCCACUAUCAACCAUUUCUUGACGUAUGCCGAUAAUUACGCCGUUGGAUAUUUCAAGAAACAAGGCUUCACCAAAGAGAUCUCGUACCCAAGAGAAAGAUGGGUGGGGUAUAUCAAGGACUAUGAAGGUGGUACGAUCAUGCAGUGCACUAUGUUGCCGAAAGUUAAAUACAUGGAAGUGCACCAGAUGUUAGCUGAUCAGAAGGCGGCAAUACUGGCAAAAAUACGGACCAUAUCAAGAUCGCAUAUCGUACAUCCCGGUUUAGCGAUUUUUAGAGAUAGGAAACCUGGCGAGGAGAUCAAAUUGAGUAAAGAGCAGGUGCCUGGAUUAGCUGAAAGUGGUUGGAACCCUGACCUCGAUGAUAUUAUUCGACAACCUAAGCGUAACCCCCAUCAUGUGUUAUUACAGCUCGUCCUCAACGAUAUGCAGAACGAACCUUCCUCGUGGCCAUUUACCAAACCUGUUGAUGGAAACGUGGUGGUGGAUUAUUAUCAGGUGAUAAAGGAGCCCAUGGAUCUAUCGACCAUGGAAUAUAAACUUGAGAAUAACCAUUAUGAGACUGUAGAAGAUUUCGUCGGCGAUGCUAAAUUGAUGUUUGAUAAUUGUAGGCAAUACAAUGGUGAAAAAUCAACUUAUACGAAACAAGCCAAUUCGUUGGAGAAAGCUUUAGACAAGAUAUUGAAAAAGAGACAAUCUGUGUUGUAA